Messenger RNA from Astrephomene gubernaculifera, 838 nucleotides. The record is from the annotation of a GenBank genome assembly. Lineage: Eukaryota; Viridiplantae; Chlorophyta; Chlorophyceae; Chlamydomonadales; Astrephomenaceae.
AGCACGGCUCUCAACUAAAGCUCAGGCCCCGGAGACCGCCGGUGCGACCCAAGAAAGCAAUCCAAAUGUUUGCAGCACAUGCGGCGUGGAUCGCAGCAAGAUGCCAGGCGGAUGCGAUGGGGAAGGGAGGGUGAUUGGAGGCAUGGGAGCGUUGCCGGGAUUCGGGUGGUGGCCGAUCAAGGCAUACAAGCCCUGUCCAGCGCUUACCGAAGCUGGACUUGAAUACACCAGGAAGGGGCAGAUGACGAACGAUGUUCUUUUCGGCGGUGUCAGUCUUGGGCCUCAAGGCGCACAGAGCUUGGAUGAGAUCAAGCGGACGGCUGACAAGGGGAUCCGCAUUAAGUAGCUGCAUGCGGGAAAAGAGCGGGGUAGAUGGGUCCAUGCAUUGUUGGAAUCGGCUGCAUGGCCUUGCAACUUGGAGCGGAGGAAGUUGGAGGGGCUGUUACUGGGGGUGGUGAACUGUUUUUGACCAUUGCCUUAGUCCGUGAUGGGCUGUUGGCGUAUUUUUAAACCUAUGGCUGCUUCAACAGGGCCAGCAUUGUUCCGCAUUGGUGUGCUUGAGGAACCAUAUGGCUUAGGUAGUAGGGCUGAACUAACCGGUGAAAGGAAGCCGUUUCAGUAAGAGAGAGAGUAGUAGAGAGAGCGCCUGUGCUAGGGCAGUUGGGGGGCUUGCUUGAUGUGGCAUGCUCGGAUAUUGUACAGUGUUAGCAUGGGUCACGAGCAUGGGUAUUGGCGGUGCCAACUUUGGCAUUCGAUUGAACGCCGUCAAGGGUUAGAUGUGCACCAACCAUCAACCAACAAAUACGAUAUCCGUAUUUAAGCUUUCACAGCUUGUCGA